AUGCGUACAUGUAUCAACGAUGACGACGACAAUGUCCUGCCCGAGUGUGAACUCUGCCGUCGAAGAUGCAAGCCACUGCGCUGUACGGGUUGUCGCCAAGUUGUGUAUUGUUCGAGAGAAUGUCAAAAAGAGGCUUGGAAAAAAGGACACAGAACAGAAUGCAAACGGCCGAUGAAACAUAUAAAUAAUAAUGAUGCUACUAAUGAGAGCGAUGCCAAAGCACAAAAAGCCUUGCAAGAACUCCAAACUCUGAUGCUGUCAAAAGAAACCAACAAUCACAGUCUAGAUACUCAUACUCUCUCGGCAGAGUACUACAAGGCCAAAGAUCAAGUCGAGCGAUUGACCAAAGAAAAAGAAAAAGCUGACAAUGACAGAAAAUCCAAACAUGAAGAAGACCCAAUACUGGAGCCGUCCAUAAAUACCACUGGCAGCCAUGGUCCAGCAACCGCCACCUCCACCACCAAUAACAACAACAGAAAACCUUCCAAAAACACAAAAACAACCAAAAAACAAUAUACUAGUAACAUCAACCCAACAACCGUCGCAGUCCAACAACCAGACCCUCCCUGUCCUCCGCACUGGUGGGACUAUUGGGUGGAACAUUUGACUCGCAUUUCAUCCUAUCAACUGGUCCUGAGACCAAACAACAACAACACCAAUCAACCGUCCCUCACAACAACAAGCCUACCAGUAUCAAUAGACAAUCUCGAAAUGUCCGUCACACACAGCAAAGAUGGAGAAUCCUCAUUGGUCGUUCUCCGACAACUCACCUCAGCCACUGAAUGUAACCAACUCUUUUGUGCUAGACUGCAAGGAAAGAUUCAUUCACAGCCAAGUUCCUUUCAAGUCACACACGAUGCUCUUCAUAUUCGACUACACUACCCACAACAACCAUCCCAACUAAUGGAUCAGCAGCAAGACAUGGGAUUUUUGUCAUCCACUGCUUCAAGUAUACUCGACAAGACUACUGCCAAUCAAUUGGCAUGCAAGUACUGUCAUCAAUCCAUUCUAGCGCAGACAAAAACAACAAAAGCAACAACAAUCAUUGACCGAGUGGUCCCCUUGCCUUCUGCCAACUGGGAUGAAAUUGCAGAUUACCUUAUCUGUUACAGUGGUCAAGCCACCUUUGACUUGACAACCUCGUCCACCAAUGAAGCACAGGUAGGGGUUGUGCUUGUGGACAAGAGUGCCAUAUUGCUGCAUCAAUCAGACGUGGGAACUGCCGUCUGUGUUUUGGCGGUAGAAGGGUACGGAGAAAACCAUACAACACUGCAGCAACAGCAACAAUCCACAAGGACAUCUUUGGCAGAAGAACUGGGCAACGAUACACCCGCCACGGUACGCGGUCCUCGCGAAUGGAGAGAAACCGUGGGAGGUGGAACUCUUUGUUGCAGUCAAUGUUGUGCCGUGCUGGGGUUUGCUUCCAUUACUUCGCCCGAAACAUUUCGAUUCUUGAAACAUCGAUUAUUGUUGGUGACUCCUCCUCCACCGCUCGAGCAGCAGGUUGCUGCUGCUACAAAUCCACUCAUGUCGUGUACUUCCUUUGUGGUACAAGAAAUGAUUCGAUACGCCGAGACAAAGGCCAUUUUCACAUUUGUCCUGGAACGAAAAAAGAGGUCGCCCUCUAAAGCACACCACCCCAAUACACAACAACAACUUUUACUGUUAAAAUUGCUCAGCUGGGAUUGUCAUUUUGCCACCAGCAAGGAUGCGGCAAUCUCCAUAGAGGACGAUUCUGGUAUGCUGGCAGUGAGCCAACCACGGUUCCAGAGGUCAGCGAAACUCAUCUUUGAGGAGUUGUGGGUGAAAGAAUCCAGCAACAACAACAACACCGACCAAGACGCCAAUGAGAGUGACCCUUCCAAUUGGGUUUGGGGAGGAGCCGAUCUUUGCUGCCUCCCAACGACGGCACGAGCAACGGAAAUACCAAAUGACGCGUCACCAAAGAAUCCACUACCGACAUCGAUGCAACAAUCGGAAAGUUCGUCAUCGUCGUCAGUACGGUUGCUCUUGGAAGAAGAUGAAUGGGACGAGGUCAAGGACCAUGUGCAAACAGGAAAUGGUUUCUUUUCGGACGAGGUUGUGCAGGCCACCGUCAUUGCAAAGCUGGGCCUUCGUAGCAUUCCUGCUGCUGCCAAUAGCAAGCAGCCAGCCGGACUGUGUUUGAUUUCCCUUGACUAA
Molecule: messenger RNA, 2181 nt
Organism: Seminavis robusta
Lineage: Eukaryota; Bacillariophyta; Bacillariophyceae; Naviculales; Naviculaceae
Source: the annotation of a GenBank genome assembly